Molecule: messenger RNA, 872 nt
Organism: Vigna umbellata (rice bean)
Lineage: Eukaryota; Viridiplantae; Streptophyta; Magnoliopsida; Fabales; Fabaceae
Source: RefSeq, a predicted model, not a curated record
CAAGGAGAUAACUUUGUGGGCAUGAACAUGGGAUUUGAGAACUCUGCUGGAGCCGAGAAGCAUCAGGCAGUGGCAUUGAGAGUUCAAGCAGACAAGUCUGUGUUCUACAAUUGUUCAAUGGAUGGGUAUCAAGACACACUUUACGUACACGCCCUGCGUCAGUAUUACAGGGAUUGCACCAUUUCUGGUACCAUCGACUUUGUGUUCGGAAAUGCACUUGCUGUUUUCCAGAAUUGCACUUUCGUGAUCCGAAAGCCAAUGGAAAAUCAACAAUGCAUUGUGACUGCACAAGGUAGAAAAGAGAAAGAACAACCGUCUGCAAUAGUGAUCCAAGGAGGUUACAUUGUGGCUGACCCUGAUUUUUACCCAGUAAGAUUUGUUAACAAAGCUUACCUAGCUCGUCCAUGGAAGACAUACUCCAGAACCAUUUUCAUGGAUACGUACAUCGAUGACUUGAUUCAAGGUGAAGGAUAUUUGGCAUGGGAAACAUUAGAUGGACCUACUGGUAUGGAUACUUGCUUUUAUGCGGAGUAUCACAACACUGGCCCUGGUUCAGACAAAUCCAAACGUGUGAAUUGGAAUGGGAUUUUGAACCUCAAUUCGAAAGCUGCACGUUUGUUCUCACCUUCCAAGUUCUUUCAUGGACUUGAUUGGGUUCGGGCUACUGGGGUUCCUUGCUUCCAUGGCGUGCCCCCACACUAUAAGCACAAGAACACCACAUUAACCUGGUGAUCAAAUCCUCCAUUAUUAUAUCAUCAUCCCUAUUCUUUCAUUUUAGAAAGAAACUUUCAUUCUUUCUUGUUUUGUUCUUUCAUUUUAGGAAGAAAAGAGCACCGACACGUGCCAUGUUAAUUUUUUUACAACGAUGUAAG